AUGCGGGAAAAGAAACAACUAACUGCAGAUAAUGGUUCAAAUUCUAUUGUCAGAUUUGUAAUCGAUCGAAAUAUCAGUUCAGUUUCGGAUCUAUUAAAUGCAACCGUACUUUUAAAUAAACUGCCAGUUGAAAAUGGAAUUCCAGUAUCAUUACGAGAAACUCUAAUUUUGGCUGUCAACAAUGGUAUAUUGGCUACCGAGAUUUCAUUUUCAAGUUUGCAUGCCAAAAUUGCACGACUAUUAGCGCGACAUUACCAGACAAUCAACCGGCGACAGUGCAAAGCAACAAGGUAUUGUCAGGAAGUGGGUGAGUAUUACUGGCGUAAUUAA
Messenger RNA from Loa loa (African eye worm), 330 nucleotides. RefSeq lists its product as hypothetical. The transcript is spliced from 5 exons. NCBI's taxonomy places the organism in Eukaryota, Metazoa, Nematoda, Chromadorea, Rhabditida, Onchocercidae. Bases 1 to 330 code for a protein of 109 amino acids. The record is from RefSeq and is a predicted model, not a curated record.